Selaginella moellendorffii is the source of this 602-nucleotide messenger RNA. RefSeq lists its product as uncharacterized. Gene Ontology annotation, biological process: positive regulation of proteasomal ubiquitin-dependent protein catabolic process. Lineage: Eukaryota; Viridiplantae; Streptophyta; Lycopodiopsida; Selaginellales; Selaginellaceae. The coding region runs from base 28 to 486 and encodes 152 amino acids. Gene Ontology annotation, cellular component: Cul4-RING E3 ubiquitin ligase complex. The transcript has 6 exons. The record is from RefSeq and is a predicted model, not a curated record.
UAGGGUUAGGCGAGGAGAGGGAAAGCUAUGGAGGGAGAAUGUAGCGCCGAAGCCUCUCCGCAAGGGAAUCCAUCGCUGCUGGGCCUCCCGUGCAGGGGCAACUUCACCUCCGUCGUGCCAUCCUCAAGCCUGGGUGGCCUUCGUGUCUAUGUCUGCGAUAGUGAUCCUCGACCAGGCGUCCAGGUUGUCAAGACGGACUCGACCAACAUUCUCAUCCGCUCCUUGAUGCUCAAGAAGCCCAAGGAGCAGGAGGCGCAGGACAAGGCCAAGCAAGCCGACGCCCCCAAGAAGAAAAGGGCUGCUGCUGACAAGCCCGAGAGUAGCAAGUCGAGCAAGAAGAAGAAGGUGGAUACAGCAUCCGGCAGCGCUUCAUACGAAGGCUACACUGUGGAGAUGCUCAGGACCGCUUUGAAAGAGAAAGGACUGCCAGUCAAGGGAAGGAAGAGUGAUCUGAUUACGCGGCUCAAGAAAGCUUCGUCAGGAUAGCAGCAAAACGAGUACUUAUCAUAGCACACAAAGCUCUAGUUGAUUUUGUUGCAUGUAAAGGUUGGUGAGAUCCUCUACAGGCAGGCCUAAGAAAAUUACGAUGCUUACUUAAUGCC